Molecule: messenger RNA, 2970 nt
Organism: Triticum aestivum (bread wheat)
Lineage: Eukaryota; Viridiplantae; Streptophyta; Magnoliopsida; Poales; Poaceae
Product: G-type lectin S-receptor-like serine/threonine-protein kinase B120
Exons: 10
Coding region: 946-2580 (544 amino acids)
Biological process (GO): protein phosphorylation; cell surface receptor signaling pathway
Molecular function (GO): protein kinase activity; ATP binding
Source: RefSeq, a predicted model, not a curated record
AUGCAUGUUUGGUGAGUGUCGUGUGUUGCAUCGGCAGCAAAGACCCCGGACGCUUCUCCGGCUGGCGCCGACGCCUCACCACAGCUCCUCCCUUCCUCCGGAUUCACGAGAAAUCCACCACAGCACAGGCAGGCCCACGACCCAGAGGUGUGCUUGAAGCCGAAGAGGCGGCGCGAGAUGGACGGGUGCUUGCGCAAGGAUCUGGCGCUCCAGCCCGGGGCGCACGCCCGCCGCCUGUUUGUGAAAAUGCCGCAGACACUCGUCGGAGUCCCCGGCUCAUGGUGGGUGUGUGGCCUGUCCAUCCCUGCGCGCGUGCGCGCUUAGGCAAGCCGAAGGCGCCUGUGGGAAUGCGGCCUCGCGUCGAGCACCGGCUGCUGAAAGAAUCCCCCGCGUGGGACUGGUUCUUUGAUCUCCAUUUGCCUUUUAUGGAUCUUGUUUUCUCCCGGUCCAAAUAGAAGAAACUGGUGCUGCCAGAGUAGUAGGAUUUUGAUGAUGCAACUUCUGUCCACUGAUGAAAAGGAGUUGGUGCAGGCUGCAAACGCAUCCAAAGAGAUCCAGGCGGAGUUUGGGGGAAACGCGUAGACUUUUAUUUGCAAAAUAAGAGGGGUUGCAGUUGCACAGUUAGAAAAAUAUGAAGUGGAAGACGUACGUGGUUCCAUGUUGAUGGAUUUUUUGCUGGUUCCAAAAGAUGCACUGUCGCAACCUUUUGAAUUUCCUGUGCAUGUGGGACCCUCGCGUGGAGCUAUAUUGUCGUUGUUUUGCUUUGUUUUUGACUGGAUGACUGGACUAGUCGGGCCUUGGCUGGUGAGUGGUGACCGGUGGGUGCUACAAUCUACCCAAAUGGCAUUGGUUUUCUUCUCCAAAGGUUUCUCUUGUCCCUGUAGCUGUAGGAUGACGGAUCGCUAGUCGUGCAAGCAAGCAAGCAGAGAGAUAGAGAGCGAGGACAUGGACAUCGCGCAGCCUGCAGGGGCGGAUGCGGUGAAGCUUGUGGUGAUGAUCGUUCAGGCAGCUCAGACAGUUCGCCACAACAAGAAGACCUGCCAGCAGCUCGUCAACCGCGCGCAGAUGAUCGGUGACCUGCUGGAGAAGCUGCAGGGAUCGGAGAAGAUGCGGCAGCCAGAGAUACAGAGCCCGCUGAAGGUGCUCGAGGGGGUCCUAGGCGAGGCCCACGCGCUCGUCAAAUCAUGCCAGAACAGCAGCUAUGUAUACCAGCUCUUGAUGGGCCGGAAGCAGGCUGAUCAGUUCCGUGUUGUGCAAAAUAAAAUAGACUCGUAUCUCCUGCUCUUCCCACUCAUCAGCCACAUCGAAACUGCAGCUCAACUGGACCAAAUUCUGAAUGCCGUACGGCCACAGGCUGCUGAAGUGAUGCCAAAGUUACUUAGUGGCUGCUCAAACUACAGUGCUACUAGGUGCUCAUCUGGUGAUGCCAGGAUUGAAGUUUGUGGUAUAUCCGGAAGAGUUCACGCAAUAAAUGAGCCAUUUGCUGUAAAGGAAAGCCAGCAAGCAGGUUCCUCAAAUGUUGUCGAAUCAUUAUCAACCAAACAAAGCAGAAUGAGGCGCCAUUGCUGUGGACAGCAUAAGGAGUCACCCACAAUUCAUAGGCUUACUGGUGACAAAGUCUCCUUCAAGUUCACUUUCUUCCAGUUGGUGGAUGCUACCAAAAGUUUCUGCCCUGCAAACCAGAUUGGAAAAGGUACCUUUGGCUGUGUUUACAAGGGUCGACUACAUGAUGGAUUUGAAGUUGCAAUCAAAAGACGUUCUGAAGUUCCUCCGUCACCUAGUAAAUUGGAUUUCCAAAAUUUGGAGUUUAGCAAUGAGGUUUGCUUUCUUACUGAACUUCAGCAUACCAAUAUUGUCAAACUUCUGGGAUGCUGCAUCCAUGGAGCAGAGAGAGUUUUGGUCUAUGAAUAUAUGGCCAAUGGAAGCUUCGAUACCUUCAUCUUUGGUGCAAGAACAAAAAGGGCCUAUCUUGACUGGCCCACGCGCUCCAAAAUAAUGAAAGGGGUGGCUGAAGGACUUCUGUAUCUUCAUAAGCAGUGUGGGCUAUACAUUAUACAUGGAGAUUUAAAGCCAAGUAACAUUCUCUUGGAUUCUGACAUGAAUCCCAAGAUCUCUGAUUUUGGCAUAGCUAGGAAGUAUAGCCCCGGUGUGGAUGAAGAGUUUACUGACCGCGUAGUGGGCUCGACUGGUUUUAUUGCCCCAGAAUAUCAGAAAAGAGGACUUUUCUCAACAAAGUCUGAUGUGUAUGGCUUUGGAGCAUUGCUUCUUGAGGUCAUCAGUGGCAAGAGGUGCUUCUCACUUUCGAGUGGAGCUGAUUAUGGUGUUUUGAAUAAGAGGGCCUGGGUGUUAUGGGGUAGAGGAAGAUUGAUGAAGAUUGUCGACCCUCACUUACGCGGUGAAUCUCAUGCAGCAGAGAUAGUGAGGUGCAUCCAGAUAGCAUUGCUGUGCGUCGAGGAAGACGCGGCGAACCGACCCACCAUGCAGGAGGUUGUUCUGAUGCUAAGCUGCCAGAGUGUUGCGUUGCCAACACCUCAGCGCCCGGCUUACCUGAAUGCUGAAAUGGCAAAGCCUACAAUUUAAGACCACGGAACUCUUCUUUCUGCCAGAACAGGUUUGUAAUCAAAGUUGCAGAUAUUGUACAUCGACUCUGUUGUGUGUGUUUUGUGGCAUAGCAGCUCAAGUACUACCUGAUGUUUUCAUCUGCUGGGUAAAGAAGCUGUAGAAGAUAUUAAUCAAGAGUGUUGAGACCAAACUCAUUUCAGGCAGCAUAAUGUUGCAACUGAUGUCACGGAAAACGUAAUUUGUCCCUUAGAAUUUUUGUUGUUGUUUCUGAAGAUUCCUCCAGGUUGAACGUAACAAUUCCAGUCCUUUAUUUUACCAUUUUUUCGAUAUUACCUAGAGAAGAGUUGUUGAUCGAGUGAGAGACGUGCCAGUGGCUUAGACCAUCUACAGCUGGACAUGGCAAAUCCG